GUCUCCAGAACUUUCCACCACCAUCUUCGACUCCAGAACUACAGGAAAUCGUCCUUCUCGUCCACUGCCUAUAGAAAUAUGAAGAUCGUCCCAGUCCCUGUCCGCGAGGACAAUUACGCCUACCUCCUCAUCGACGAGCCUUCGAAUAAGGCUGCUGCUGUUGACAUCUACGAUGUGCCCAAGGUGACGGAGAAGGCAAAGGAGCUAGGGGUUGAAAUCGUUGCAGCGAUUACCACGCAUCAUCACUACGACCAUGCUGGAGGGAAUAAGGCAUUUGCCCAGCUAUACCCUGGUGCACCGAUUUAUGGAGGGAGUGACCAGGUGGCUGCAGUGAACAAGAUCGUCAAGGACAACGAAACCUUCACGUUCGGUGAUAACAUUACAGUCCGCUGCCUCGCUACUCCAUGCCACACCCGAGAUUCCAUCUGCUUCCAUGUAACCGAUGCAGUCAACAAAAACCACCCAGGAGGCGUGUUCACAGGGGACACCCUCUUCAUCGGUGGUUGCGGCAGAUUCUUCGAAGGCUCGGCAGAAGAGAUGGUUCAGGCCCUUAACUAUCUGAGAACUCUCCCUGACGAAACUAUCGUUUACAAUGGCCACGAAUACACCGCUUCCAACCUCGCGUUUGGGAAACAUAUCGAACCUGACAGUCCCGGAAUCGAAAAGCUGACGGAAUUGGUGGAGAAGAAUAAGAUCACGACCGGAUUGACAACUAUUGGGGACGAGAAGAGGUGGAAUGUGUUCAUGAGGUUGGGGGUUGAAGCCGUUAGGAAGGCAACUUCUGCAAACGAUGACACGCCAGACGCUGUGGUUAUGGAUUCCCUGCGAAACCAAAAGAACACGUACAAAGGUUGAUCCACUCUCGAUCCUCUUCCUUCAACACACAUCGUACUCAAUCCCACCCUCCGUCUUCCAAACUGUGAAGCCGCGCUAUAACGAGAACCAAGCUGCCGUUCGUAAAGCGAAAUUCAGAUACAUGUAUAUUAUUAGUUCGAGAAUAUCCAAUCGCGCCCU
Coprinopsis cinerea okayama7#130 is the source of this 1014-nucleotide messenger RNA. RefSeq names its product hydroxyacylglutathione hydrolase. Lineage: Eukaryota; Fungi; Basidiomycota; Agaricomycetes; Agaricales; Psathyrellaceae. The record is from RefSeq and is a predicted model, not a curated record. Gene Ontology annotation, molecular function: hydroxyacylglutathione hydrolase activity. Bases 79 to 855 code for a protein of 258 amino acids. The transcript has 5 exons.